CCCAAGAGAAAGUACUCGAACCCAUAGUCAUGGGAUCUGAAGGGGCAGAAGUUGAAUCAAGUUCCACACCAAAGCUGCAACUAUUCUUGCCUCCAAGUCCAAAAGCACAAGAACCAGAGGAACCAUGGAUAGUGGCCUCCCCACUCCACACUGCAGCUUCAGUUCCAUUUCGGUGGGAAGAGGAGCCUGGCAAGCCCAAACCCUGCACCGCUCUCAUCAUCUCCACUCAAAAGUCCCUAGAGUUGCCACCAAGGCUGUUAAUGGAUGCUGAAACUGCCAGAUUGUCCUCACCCACCACAGUGUUGGAAGGCCCUUACAUGGGUAGGUCAUCAAGGUUUCAGUCAUCUUCGUUUUCAUUGAAAAGGGACUCAUUCCGUAAGACCUGGAGUCCUCAGAUAGGAAAGUAUAGUCCUCUGGUUCUUGGCAAUGUGGGGAUUAAAGGGAAAGGGACUUUUGGUUCUUGGCGAUGGGGGAAGGGAGCUUUUAAGGGAAAAUGUGAGGUGGGUGUGGGUAAUCAUGUCUUUCCAUCUUCUGUGGAUGGAGAGAAUGAUAUCAAUUUAGAAGAUGAUGAGAGUUGCAAGAACAAUAGUGUGAAGAUGACAAAGAUGAAAAGAUCAGGAAGCUAUUCCAUUUCAACUCCUUCCAGGCCUCACUUCUGGGCGACCAUUUACGAAGGACUGAAGCAGGCAGUAGUUCCAUGGAAGACUAAGAAACUGAAGAAGGAUGGCAUGCUGUAUUGACUUCAGAAAUAGGGACUUUAUUAGAUCCUCAUAUCUAGCUUUCAAUUGCUGGGGCCAACGACUUCUCCUGUGUGUUGACUGCGUAGUCCUCUCCGUAGCCUUUAGUAGCUAAAACUGAGAUGAAACUUUGGAUGCUCCUGCAAUGUCUUUUUGUAAAAACUGUCCCACUGCCACUCCCUUGACCUGGAAUGUAAGUUUACAGGACAAUCACGUUCUCAGCUAUGUUUGAUGAUGACUGGAUGUGGCAGCUACCAUGUGCAUUGUCAUUGUCAUCUAAGAUUGCAGUUGAUAGAAACCAAAUGUUUUGUUUUC
This is a messenger RNA of Tripterygium wilfordii, 1052 nucleotides long. RefSeq lists its product as uncharacterized. The transcript has 2 exons. The coding region runs from base 30 to 740 and encodes 236 amino acids. Lineage: Eukaryota; Viridiplantae; Streptophyta; Magnoliopsida; Celastrales; Celastraceae. The record is from RefSeq and is a predicted model, not a curated record.